Fusarium coffeatum is the source of this 1587-nucleotide messenger RNA. RefSeq lists its product as uncharacterized. Bases 1 to 1587 code for a protein of 528 amino acids. Gene Ontology annotation, molecular function: ceramide glucosyltransferase activity. Lineage: Eukaryota; Fungi; Ascomycota; Sordariomycetes; Hypocreales; Nectriaceae. Gene Ontology annotation, cellular component: membrane. The transcript is spliced from 2 exons. The record is from RefSeq and is a predicted model, not a curated record. Gene Ontology annotation, biological process: glucosylceramide biosynthetic process.
AUGAUGUACUCAAUAACAUUGUGUAUCGCUGGGGCGUUGUUUAUCCUCGGCUGCGUUGUUGUUACCAUUGUCGUCAUUGGUGUGCGUGCGCUCAUCUACCACUUCAAGAGUCGCCCUGCUUCUCCGUUGUCCUCUCAGCUUGGCCAAAAUGCGCCUCACGUUACUAUUAUUCGACCAGUCAAGGGCAUAGAGCCCAGGCUUUACGACUGCAUCGCUGCGUCCUUUCGACAGGACUACCCACACGACAAGAUCUCGAUCCGUCUCUGUAUCGAAGAUGAAUCCGACACAGCGUACCCUAUCCUGCAAAAGGUCGUCGAGGAUUUCCCCACGAUCGAUGCGCGUAUUAUGCUCGAGAAGGAGGAUCAUGUCCUAAGCGAGACUGUCAACAUGGGACCCAAUCCCAAGAUCCGCAAUGUCAGCCGAGCGUACCGAGAAGCCAAGGGAGAUAUUGUAUGGAUUGCCGAUUGCAACGUAUGGAUGGCCAAGGGAGUCUUGGGACGUAUGGUGGACAAGCUUAUGGGCUACAGAGUUGGUGGCGCAUCUCAACCCUAUAAAUUCGUCCACCAGUUACCUAUUGUUGUGGACUUGAUCGACUACUCCAUGCCACUCACGGCAGAGGGACAGUCUCUCCUGGACGAUUCAUCUGAGGCACACUACCCUACUGAAGGCCAUGAAGAGGAAGUUCCUGAAGUUAUGGCUCAGGGCGGUGGACGCAUUGACGAGAUGUUCAUGACAACUUCACAUGCCAAGUUUUACAGCGCUAUCAACACCCUUCGCGCAGCACCAUGCGCUGUUGGCAAGAGCAAUAUGUUUCGCAAGUCUCAACUUGAUCAAGCGACAGACGCCAUCCUAAAUCCGAACUUACCCCAAGACAAGAACCUCCCGACAGGUGUUGACUAUUUCUCACACAAUAUCUGCGAGGAUCAUCUAAUCGGCGAAGCGUUGUGGAACACAGAUUUCCCUGGCUACAAAAGUCAUGGACUUGUUUGGGGAGAUAUUGCUGUCCAGCCUAUGGCUGGCAUGUCUGUCAAGGCCUAUGCAGCACGAAGAUCUCGGUGGCUCAGGGCUAGAAAGUAUACAGUACUUUCAGCGACAAUUCUUGAGCCGUUCACCGAAUGUUUUCUGUUCUCUACCUACAUGUCCUUUUGCCUAACGACUAUACCAUUCUUCAACCAGAGCUGGGGCAUUCCCCAGACAUGGAAAGCUAUGUCGAUUGCCUGGUUUGCGAUGACUACUCUUUGGAUGCUCGUGGACUAUCUUGGUUACUUAUAUUUGCAUUCCGGCGGUACCGUCGAGGUUGACGAAAACACACCUUCUUUUGCCAGAGGCUUUGGGAACCUGGGAGGGAUCAAGAAACGUCCAUUCCUGGAGUUUCUGGCAGCUUGGAUCGGACGUGAGGGCCUUGCUCUCCCGGUCUGGGCUUAUGCAGUUGUCUUUGGCAACACAGUUAACUGGCGAGGACGACUGUUUUACAUCCAUUGGGAUACUACUGUUGAGGCGGUUGAGCCAAGAGAAGAACGAAUUCGCGAAGUGCGAACACCUGAGCUUGAAAGGGGGCCUUCGCGCAACAAGCAUCGCGUUGAUUAA